Molecule: messenger RNA, 1378 nt
Organism: Ictidomys tridecemlineatus (thirteen-lined ground squirrel)
Lineage: Eukaryota; Metazoa; Chordata; Mammalia; Rodentia; Sciuridae
Gene: Cybc1
Product: cytochrome b-245 chaperone 1
Source: RefSeq, a predicted model, not a curated record
CGGUCGGUGCCCGCGGGCCGCCUGGGUCCCGGCUGUGGCGUGGCAGCCUCAUGACUCCCCUUCCCCAGCCCGCUCCUGUGGCGUGGAGCCGUGUUCCAGGGAUGUACAUGCAGGUAGAGACUCGCACCAACUCCUGCCUCCAUCUGAAGAGGGCUCCGGGCAUCCGGUCCUGGUCCCUCUUGGUCGGAAUCUUGUCAACUGGCCUGGCUGCUGCUUACUACAGUGGAGAUAGCCUGGGCUGGAAGCUCUUCUAUGUCACAGGCUGCCUGUUUGUGGCUGUGCAGAACUUGGAAGACUGGGAGGAAGCCAUCUUCAACAAGAGCACCGGGAAGGUGGUUCUGAAAACAUUCAGCCUCUACAGGAAGCUGCUGACUCUUCUCAGAGCAGGCCAUGACCAAGUGGUGGUCCUGCUAAAUGACAUCCGGGAUGUGAAUGUGGAGGAGGAGAAGGUCCGGUAUUUUGGGAAGGGCUACAUGGUGGUGCUCCGGUUUGCCACAGGCUUCUCCCAUCCCCUCACCCAGAGUGCAGUCAUGGGCCGUCGCAGUGACGUGGAAGCUGUAGCCAGGCUCGUCACCAACUUCCUGGAGCUGCACCGCCUGGAGAGCCCUUCGGAACGGUCUCAGAGCAGCGACAGUGAGGCUGACAGCCCUGGCGGCCAGAGCUGAGGCAGGACAGGCACGGGCUCCAGCGGGGUGCUGGCCUUAGCCUCGCAGGACUCAAGAGUGUCGUCAGCCAUCACAGUAGUCCUCCCUCUGGGCCCUCACCUCCCAGGCAGAAGCCAUGUGCCUAGAACAGAGGUCACCUGUUACGGCAUCCUGCAGCACUUGGAAACUGACAGCUGUUCCACAGGGACCCAAUCCCAGUCACUCAAGUCCUGAAGACCCGCGGGAGGGCAUCAGCUGUUCCCCACAGAAGCCAAGUGCCAGCUGCCACUGACCUGCCCCUGCCUGGUCCACCUUGUGAGUGGAUCCAGGUCCUUCCAAGUGCCGAGCUUGGCCUCCAGGGCUCCGGUCAGCCCCACGGGGCUGUGCCCCUAGGUGUGAUCAGGUUGGAGAAGCCACAGCACCACUCAGGUGCUGGGGCCGGAGGCUCCUAGGCCAGACAGGGCAGUCACGCCGGUACCUCCAGUGGAAGCAGGGCAGGUGCUCCUGCCCACCAGCCCCAGCUGGGGUCGUGGUCCUUUAGGCCAAAGUUGGUGUUUUCAGCGGUCAAGUCUGAGAUGUUGUAAAUUUUCCCUAAAAUGAAAUAUGCAAAGUGCGGCAAUAUGUUCUGGCAGCUUGUGAAGCUUGUAAAUGAGAAGCACCCAGAACUGGGGCUCGUCUUUAGUGUUGGAGGAACAAAGCCAGCUGUAACCAGAGUGGGAUAAAAAGUUGGAUUC